This is a messenger RNA of Gigantopelta aegis, 330 nucleotides long. RefSeq names its product NADH dehydrogenase [ubiquinone] 1 alpha subcomplex subunit 13-like. The transcript is spliced from 5 exons. The record is from RefSeq and is a predicted model, not a curated record. The coding region runs from base 1 to 330 and encodes 109 amino acids. Lineage: Eukaryota; Metazoa; Mollusca; Gastropoda; Neomphalida; Peltospiridae.
AUGUCUAUGAUCAAACUCUCAAGCCCGAAAGGAGGGUAUCCAGAGAUAAAAUGGUCACGCAAUCUACCUCGUCGAGGCCCAUCAGGACUGAUGACAAUACUUGGAGGAGUCCAAUCAAAUAAGGAGAGAAGGCGUCUUCGAAAAGAGCAACUCAAUGCAAGGUUAUCUCUACUUCCAUUAGUUCAAGCUGAAGAAGAUCGAAGGAUAUUGAGAGCUAUGAAAGCAUUUGAAGCUGAAGAGGCGUUAAUAAUGAAGGAUGUACCUGGAUGGAAAGUAGGAGAAAGUGUUUAUCACACAGACAAAUGGGUUCCACCAAAUCCUGCACAAUAA